Molecule: messenger RNA, 410 nt
Organism: Alternaria rosae
Lineage: Eukaryota; Fungi; Ascomycota; Dothideomycetes; Pleosporales; Pleosporaceae
Exons: 2
Coding region: 27-323 (98 amino acids)
Source: RefSeq, a predicted model, not a curated record
AACCAAUAUUCAUACGUCAAACUAUCAUGCAAGCCUUCAGAAACCUCUUCAAGAACGACCUCGUCCUCGUAGGCACAAACCUCACCGUUGUAGCCGGCUUCGCGACAUAUCUUGGCUCUCGAGUGGAGAAGAAGUUGGAUCAUAUGGAGGAGGAGCAAGAGGCGCGAAUGGACGAGAUCGAAGGAACACUACGAGGUCACAUUGGAUUGAUCGAGGAUUCGUUGGACAGGAUCGAGGGAAAGCCAGAUGCUGGAAAGCAAGACAAAUUGUACAACCAGAGGACGAGAGACGAGAAGGGAGGUAGGAAGGGCCAGGACAAGUAGGCGGGGCGGGCUGACAAGGAUUAGCUGUUAGCUUGCGUGCCUGCAUAUCGGUGCCAGUCGUAGCUCGCUCGACCUUUGACAAAAUAC